AUGAAUGCAAACAAGCCAUCAAGGGAAGAAUCCAUAUUCUUAGCAAAGGCAGCACAAGCUGCAGAGAGAUACAAGGAAAUGGUGGACUUCAUGAAGACUCUAGUCCUUUCGAUCACCCCGGCUGCCGAGCUUACGGAGGAAGAAAGAAAUCUUGUAUCGUCAGCUUACAAGAACAUGAUCGGUCCUCUUCGCACGGGGUGGUGCAUUGUUUCGGCAAUCGAGAAGAAGGAAAAUGACGGCGAAGACGAGAAGCGCGCCGCCAUUGUCAGGGCAUAUAAGUUGGACCUGGAGUCCAAGAUGUCAUGUGUGUGCAAUGAUAUUCUUGGACUCCUAGAGUCCAACCUGCUGCCCUCGGCCGCGGUCAGCGACUCUAAGGUUUUUUAUUUGAAGAUGAAAGGUGAUUAUAUUAGAUACUUGUUGAAGUUUGCGGUUGGCGAUGAUAGAAAGAGAUCUGCUGAUGCGGCCAUGGAGGCUUAUACGGCGGCUCAGGAUAUUGCUGUAGUGGAUCUUGCGCCUUCUAGUCCAAUAAGAUUAGGUCUCAUUCUCAACUUCUCAGUGUUCUGCCAUGAAAUCCUCAAUGAGCCUGAUAAAGCUUGUGACAUGGCUAAACAGGGUAUUGAAGAAGCAAUUGCAGAAAUAAAAACAUUAGCAGAGCCGCCAAACAAAGACACCACUCUUAUAAUUCAACUCCUAAGAGAUAAUCUCUCCAGUUGGACCACUGAGGACAAAAUUGAAGAUCUCAUCGCCAAUUUUCUGAAAUAAUCAUAUAUGGGUCUACAUAUGAAAAUUUAUAUUCAUGGUCUCUUUGUAUGUGUUGUCCGGAAAGAGGAG
This is a messenger RNA of Arachis stenosperma, 831 nucleotides long. RefSeq names its product 14-3-3-like protein GF14 kappa. Gene Ontology annotation, biological process: signal transduction. Lineage: Eukaryota; Viridiplantae; Streptophyta; Magnoliopsida; Fabales; Fabaceae. Gene Ontology annotation, cellular component: cytoplasm. The transcript is spliced from 5 exons. The record is from RefSeq and is a predicted model, not a curated record. Bases 1 to 762 code for a protein of 253 amino acids.